AUGAAGAAAGGAGUGACAAUAGGAGGAAUCAUAUCAUGCACAGCAAUCUUUGCCUAUUUACUAUUCAUUGCACACGCUGUUAUAUCGACUUCUUUAGCUCAUCGCAUAAAAGAACGAGAGUAUUUCAAAAAAAGCUUUGAUGUACUGCAUAAGUUUGACCAAGAGAGGAGUUUCGGUCUAACACGGGUCCUGCCGAAACUUUCCACGAAUAGCUAUCUUGAAGACCAUGAGAAAGAUUUGAGCAGGGACUAUGCUUACCAGAGCAAGAGAGAAAAUGCGACACUUUUAAUGUUGGUACGGAACUGGGAAAUUGAAGGCGCCCUCAAAUCUAUGAGAUCGCUAGAGGACAGAUUCAACAGGAAAUACCAGUACGAUUGGACAUUUUUGAACGAUGUUCCAUUUGAUGAUGACUUUAUCGAGGCAACAUCGGCAAUGGCAAGUGGAAAAACCUUCUACGGCCUAGUACCCACCUCAGAUUGGGAUAAGCCAAGCUUCAUAGACGAAGAGGAAUUCGAAAGUAAUCUACAACUGAUGCAUGAGAAGGGAAUUAUCUACGGUGGUUCUAAAUCCUAUAGAAAUAUGUGCCGCUUCAAUUCUGGAUUCUUCUUCAGGCAAACGCUACUGGAUAGAUAUCAGUACUACUUCCGUGUCGAGCCGGAUGUACAAUACUACUGCGACUUCCCAUACGACCCCUUCGAGAUUAUGCGGAAGCAGCGCAAAAAGUACGGUUUUGUCAUCUCAAUGUAUGAAUAUGAAGAUACUAUUCCAACGUUGUGGGAUGCGGUAGAAGAGUUUAUUGCAGAUCAGCCUGAUAUGAUUGAUUUUGAUACCAAUAGCUAUGAUUUCAUUACUGACGAUAGCAUGAUCGGACUAGAAAUGCCAAUUAUUCAAUCGAAUUCUAACUACAAUCUCUGUCAUUUUUGGUCAAAUUUCGAGAUCGGCGAUCUUUCGUUUUUCAGGAGCAAAGAGUACCUGAACUUUUUCGAGCACCUAGACCAGAGAAAGGGUUUUUAUCUAGAGCGAUGGGGUGACGCUCCAGUUCAUUCUAUUGCUGUUGCUCUUCUUCUCCGGCAAGACGAGAUAAUUCAUUUCGAUGAGCUGGGAUAUUACCACAUUCCAUUUGGAACUUGUCCAGCGGCCCAUAGUAUUAGACUGCGACAAAGAUGCAUGUGUGAUCCAAAUGCCGAGAGCAACAUCGACGUCAAGGCGCACAGUUGUCUGGCUAGAUGGUGGAAAAGCGGGGGUGGCAAAUACUUCAUGAAGCACACAUCGAUAUAG
Lachancea lanzarotensis is the source of this 1278-nucleotide messenger RNA. Its product is annotated as LALA0S11e05028g1_1. The record is from RefSeq and is a predicted model, not a curated record. The transcript has a single exon. Gene Ontology annotation, cellular component: membrane; Golgi apparatus. Bases 1 to 1278 code for a protein of 425 amino acids. Gene Ontology annotation, biological process: protein N-linked glycosylation; cell wall mannoprotein biosynthetic process. Lineage: Eukaryota; Fungi; Ascomycota; Saccharomycetes; Saccharomycetales; Saccharomycetaceae. Gene Ontology annotation, molecular function: alpha-1,2-mannosyltransferase activity.